ACUAAGAGCUUCAAAUCAUCAUCGCCGUCCGUUGACUCCGAAAAGCUUCAGCUACGCCUCAGUUCCCAUCGAUAUUUGGGUUCUAACGACCACCAUUUUUGACCGACGUCUUGCAACGAUACGCCGAACAAGACUUUAAGCACACCACAUCAAAAUGGCGGCCGCUGCGAGAGCCCUCAACUUCAUGUACCGCAUGGCGGUCCCCGCUUCAGCUGUCGUCUUCCUAGGCAGUCAGUCUAUAUACGACGUCAAGGGAGGAACUCGGGCUGUCAUCUUUGACAGAUUAUCUGGUGUUAAGGAGACCGUCGUCAAUGAAGGAACCCAUUUCCUUGUUCCCUGGCUGCAAAAGAGCAUCAUCUUCGAUGUCCGCACCAAGCCCAGGAAUAUCGCAACAACUACCGGCAGCAAGGAUUUGCAGAUGGUUAGCUUGACACUGAGAGUGCUGCACCGACCAAAUGUCAAGGCUCUCCCCAAGAUUUACCAGAACCUCGGUGCCGAUUACGAUGAGCGAGUCCUCCCCUCUAUUGGAAACGAAGUCUUGAAGGCUAUCGUCGCCCAGUUCGAUGCCGCAGAGCUCAUCACCCAGCGAGAGGCUGUCUCUGAGCGAAUUCGAAACGACCUUACUCUUCGUGCUGCCGAGUUCAACAUCGCUCUUGAGGAUGUUUCCAUCACCCACAUGACCUUCGGUCGUGAGUUCACAAAGGCUGUCGAGCAGAAGCAGAUUGCCCAGCAAGAUGCUGAGCGAGCACGAUUCAUCGUCGAGCGUGCUGAGCAGGAGCGUCAAGCCAACGUCAUCCGCGCCGAGGGUGAGUCCGAAUCCGCCGAGGCCAUCAGCAAGGCCAUCCAGAAGGCUGGUGACGGCCUCAUUCAGAUUCGAAAGAUCGAGGCCAGUCGUGAGAUUGCUGCCACUCUUUCUUCAAACCCCAACGUCGCCUACUUGCCUGGUGGAAGCGGAAAGCAGGGCGGUCAGUACCUGCUGUCAGUGGGUAGGGCUUAAAGUAACGGACUUUGUAUGAUGUAAAGGAUGUUGAGGAAAUGACUGGGAAAUCCCCGCUUAUCGUUGGCGAUGAAAACAUUUAUUCAUGAGCGCCAACUAUGUAUUUCUAGAACGAGACCAGACGGGAGUAUCAACCCUAUCUCGCAAUGUAUAAUCGCCGGUGGCUUCACGGCUUCUCCCGUUCCAAAACGGCAUUAACUUAGCUGAACCAG
Molecule: messenger RNA, 1209 nt
Organism: Fusarium oxysporum Fo47
Lineage: Eukaryota; Fungi; Ascomycota; Sordariomycetes; Hypocreales; Nectriaceae
Product: prohibitin subunit PHB1
Exons: 2
Coding region: 155-997 (280 amino acids)
Biological process (GO): mitochondrion organization
Cellular component (GO): membrane; mitochondrion
Source: RefSeq, a predicted model, not a curated record